AUGGCAAACACUAGAGGAGGCGGCGUUUCUUCAUCAUCCAUAUUAUUUGUGUUACCCCCUAUCCCCAGAAGUAUUAUUAUUGUAUUAUUAUUGUUGUUCCAUGCAUAUGCAUAUGCCUAUGCUGAUGAUGUUCCACUUUUCAUACUUGGGGAUUCGACGGUGGAUGUUGGAACCAAUACACUGUUGCCCAACUGCACCGUCAAAGCUGACUUUCCCAUGAAUGGUAUUGAUUUCCCUCACUCCAAACCCACCGGCAGGUUCAGCAAUGGUUUCAACCUUGCUGAUUUUAUAGCAAGGCAUAUGGGUCAUAAGCGCAGCCCGGAGCCGUUCUUAUAUCUUGAAAGCCGCAAACAUGGUCUGCGAAAGGGAGCCCGUAAAGGCGUCAACUUCGCCUCCUCCGGUUCCGGCCUCCUUGACGUUACUGGUUCCACAUACGGAGUUCUGCCCCUGUCGGAGCAGAUGAAGCAAUUUGUGGCACUUUACGACAAUGUUUCAGCUGUGAGUGGUGAAGCCUGGCUUCAAAAUUUACUUUCCCAAUCAUUCUUCUGCUUCAGCACUGGAAGCAACGACAUCUUUUGGUAUUUCGCAAAUAACUAUACAACUCCAGAGCAUGAAUUCGUUGGCCUAAUGCUCAAAGAAUUUAGAACCGCCAUUGAGACUUUGUACAGUCUUGGUGCACGAAAAUUUGGGAUUGUAGGCGUCUCCCCUGUAGGUUGCUGUCCGGUGAAAAGGCUUUUAAACGACACACUGGGUUGUUUCGCUCCCAUGAACCACUUGGCCAAAACUUUCAAUUCACGAGCGCUGAGUCUCAUGCUCGACCUCAGCUCCGAGCUUGAAGACAUCCAGUACGCAUUUGGGGACGUUUUCCAAAUGACAGUCGACUCUAUGCGCAAUCCCGCUCUCGACAACUUCAAUAACGUGGAGGCAGCAUGCUGCGGACAUGGAGUAUUAAAUGCGGAAGGGCUAUGUAACUCGACGGCAAAUAUAUGUAGUGAUCACAAGGAUCAUGUGUUCUGGGAUUUGUAUCACGCAACGGAGGCUGCAGCUGAGAAAGAAGCACUUAAUCUAUUUUCCGGCCCAAAGGAAUAUGUCAUCCCAAUUAACUUUGCUACCUUGCUGCAGCAGAGCGCACCCCAAGUUAUGGUUAGGACCGAGUGACUACCCACUACUAUACUAUUCUAAUCAAUGCUCUGCUGCCUAGCCUAGCUAAUAUAAACUUGUGUGUAUGCUGUCCACGCUUUAAUUUGCCUUGAUUAUUCAAUGAAGCAUAAGGUAACCUCCAUACUA
This is a messenger RNA of Ipomoea triloba (trilobed morning glory), 1287 nucleotides long. RefSeq names its product GDSL esterase/lipase At5g55050-like. The transcript is spliced from 5 exons. Lineage: Eukaryota; Viridiplantae; Streptophyta; Magnoliopsida; Solanales; Convolvulaceae. Bases 1 to 1158 code for a protein of 385 amino acids. Gene Ontology annotation, molecular function: hydrolase activity, acting on ester bonds. The record is from RefSeq and is a predicted model, not a curated record.